Molecule: messenger RNA, 4243 nt
Organism: Pygocentrus nattereri (red-bellied piranha)
Lineage: Eukaryota; Metazoa; Chordata; Actinopteri; Characiformes; Serrasalmidae
Gene: ipo8
Product: importin 8
Exons: 25
Coding region: 205-3264 (1019 amino acids)
Biological process (GO): protein import into nucleus
Cellular component (GO): nuclear envelope; cytosol
Molecular function (GO): small GTPase binding
Source: RefSeq, a predicted model, not a curated record
CAUGACACCACCGAUCUGUCGUGAACCGUUGGUGUUUAUCCUUUUUUGCGGCGGUAGGCCGCCCCUUGCCGGUAAACGGGGCAGGACCGUGUGGAAGUCGCCCAGCGGCCGUUUGCAGACCGCGGUAUCCCGCUGUAGCCCCGUGUAGCCCGGUCGGUUCCGCCGUCGCUCACAAGUUACGAUCAGCCCGCUCUGCCGGCCUCCAUGGACCCCAACCGAAUCAUACAGGCCUUGAAAGGCACCAUAGACCCGAACCUGAGGAUAGCGGCCGAGAAUGAGCUGAACCAGUCCUACAAGAUUAUCAACUUUGCUCCAACUCUGCUGCAGAUCAUCGUGUCGGACCAGGUGGAGUUUCCUGUCCGGCAGGCAGCUGCCAUCUACCUGAAGAACAUGGUGAGCCAGUACUGGCAGGACCGGGAGCCCUCUUUGGGGGAGGUCGUCUUCCCCUUUAACAUCCAUGAGAAUGACCGUGGCCAGAUCCGAGAGAACAUGGUGGAGGCCAUUAUUCAGUGCCCUGAGUCCAUACGAGCCCAGCUGACUGUCUGCUUGCGUACUAUCAUAAAGCAUGAUUUCCCUGGCCGCUGGACCGGCAUCGUAGAUAAGAUCAGCCUGUACCUGCAGUCGCAGAAUAGUGGGAGCUGGUACGGUAGCCUCCUCGCGCUCUAUCAGCUCGUCAAGACCUAUGAAUUCAGAAAGGCGGAGGAGAGGGCUCCACUGCUGGCCGCUAUGCAGCUCUUCUUGCCCCGCAUCCAGCAGCUCAUCACCCAGCUGCUGCCCGAUGCCACGGUCUUCUCUGUACUCAUCCAGAAGCAGAUCCUCAAGAUAUUCCACGCACUUGUGCAAUAUUCCCUGCCUCUCCAGCUGCUUAAUAACACAGUUAUGACCCAGUGGAUGGAGAUCCUAAGAGCAGUCGUGGAUCGGGAUGUCCCCCCAGAGACUCUAGAAGUGGAUGAAGACGAUCGGCCAGAAUUAAUUUGGUGGAAGUGCAAGAAAUGGGCUCUACACAUCAUCACCAGACUGUUUGAGAGGUAUGGAAGCCCAGGCAAUGUAACAAAGGAAUACUUCGAGUUUGCGGAUUUCUUUCUGAAGACGUACACUGUUGGAAUUCAGCAGGUCUUGUUAAAGGUGGUCGAGCUGCACAGGCAGAAACAGUACGUGAGUCCACGCGUGCUACAGCAGACUCUGAACUACCUGACCCAGAGCGUCUCUCACUCCAUCACGUGGAAGCAGAUGAAGCCACACAUGCAGACCAUCACUCAGGAGGUGGUGUUUCCUCUGAUGUGCUAUAAGGAUGAGGAUGAAAAGCUGUGGCAGGAAGAUCCAUACGAGUACAUUCGCAUGAAAUUCAAUAUGUUUGAUGACCACGUGUUUCCCGCAACUGCGGCCCAGACUCUACUAUGCAAAGCGUCCAGGAUGAGGAAGGAGGUCCUUCCUCAGAUGAUGGAGUUCUGCCAUCACAUUUUGAUGGACCCCAACGCUGACCCCCGCAGGAAGGAUGGGGCACUGCAUGUCAUUGGAGCCUUAGCUGACCCAUUGCUAAAGAAGCGAGUAUACAGAGAUCAGAUGGAGCUCAUGUUACAGAAUUAUGUGUUUCCUCUGCUCAACUCGAACCUGGGUUACCUGCGGGCCAGGUCCUGCUGGGUUCUGCACUGUUUCAGCCCUCUGAAGUUCCACAAUGAGCUGGUCCUGAGAAACGCUGUGGAGCUGGUCAAACAAGACCUCAUUGCUGACCAGGAGAUGCCCGUCAAAGUGGAAGCAGCCAUUGCUCUGCAGACUCUGGUCAGCAACCAGGAACAAGCUAAGAUCUACAUCAGGCCGUUCAUCAGACCUGUCAUGCAGGAACUGCUGCACGUCAUCAAGGAGACGGAGAACGAUGAUCUCACGAGUGUCAUUCAGAAGAUGAUUUGCGAAUACAACCAAGAAGUGGCAGUGAUUGCAGUGGACAUGACUCAGAACCUGGCAGAGAUCUUCAGCAAGGUUCUGCAGAGUGAGGAGUAUGAGGAGAGUGAAGAUAAGACGGUGAUGGCACUGGGCAUUCUCAGCACCAUAGAUACCAUUCUCACCGUCAUGGAGGACCACAAAGAGAUAACUCAGCAGCUGGAGGGAAUCUGCCUGCAGGUGAUUGGUCUGGUGCUCCAGAAGCCCAUCAUAGGUAUGGCAGAGUUCUAUGAGGAGAUUCUGUCACUGGCCUUUGGUCUCACCUGCCAGACUAUCUCCCCUCAGAUGUGGCAGCUGCUGGGGGUGCUUUAUGACGUCUUCCAGCACGACUGCUUCGACUAUUUCACAGAUAUGAUGCCUCUUUUGCAUAAUUACGUAACUGUGGACACGGACACCUUACUCUCCAAUCCCAAACACUUGGAGGUCAUUUACACCAUGUGCAAAAAGGUCCUAACAAGCGAUGCAGGGGAGGAUGCAGAGUGCCAUGCUGCCAAACUCCUGGAGGUCAUCAUUUUACAGUGUCGUGGCCGGGGCAUUGACCAGUGUAUCCCACUAUUUGUGGAAGCGGUGUUGGAGCGGCUGACGCGGGGUGUAAAGUCGACAGAGCUACGCACCAUGUGUCUGCAGGUGGCUAUCGCUGCACUGUACUAUAGCCCUUCACUGCUAAUGCACACACUGGAGAACAUCCGCUUCCCUCACAGCCCCGAGCCCAUUACUGCCCAGUUCAUCAACCAGUGGAUGAACGACACAGAGUUCUUCCUCGGGCUGCACGACCGUAAGAUGUGCAUCAUCGGCCUGAGUCUGCUCAUGGAGCUGUCUAGCAGGCCGGCGGUUUUGGAAGGUGUGGCCAGUCAGAUCAUUCCCUCCAUCUUGCUCCUUUUCUUGGGUCUCAAACACAUCUAUGCCUCCCGGGUCCUAAACAAGCCCGAGCAGCUCUCCAGGGUGCAGGGCGCCGAUGAAGAUGAGAACGAGGAGAUUCCAAGUGAUGAGGAUGAGGUGGGAGAGAAGAGUUCCAGCAUGCAGCCAGCCAGUGCUUCCAGUGGCAAUGACAACGAAGAUGAAGAUGAUGAUGAUGACGAUGAUGAUUACUGGGGUGAAGAAGGUCUGGAGGGCACCGCCUUGGAGGAAUACAGUACACCACUGGACUACGAUAACGGAGAGGACGAGUAUCAGUUCUUUUCUGCCUCCCUGCUUCGAGUGCAGAGCUCAGACGUGAGCUGGUAUCAGUCUCUGACACAGUGUCUGAGUGACGAUCAGAAGAAACAGCUGCAGGAGAUCUACAGCCUGGCCCAGCAGAGGAGGAGUGCAGCAGGCAAAGGCCUGUGAGAUCUAUACUGUUCUUUGUGGGAGGUGCCACAGUGGUAGGACGGAGAAAAGACUCUGGGUUUGGAUCUGCAACGGUUUCAACCCUGGAACUGAUCCCCACUUUACAUGGAUGCACCUGAGCAAGAACCUCCACCGGGGAGAGAGAGAGAAAGAGAGAGAGAGAGAGAGAGAGAGAGAGAGAGCCAUUUCAACCAAGACGAGAGGGGAUUUUGGGGAGGGAGGGGGAACGAGCCAGGACCCAAAGCAGCCUGUCCAGAUCCAGAACCCUAGAAGGACCACUGAGACACUUAAUCGUCUGGAUAGAGAGGCCUUGUGCCAGCAAGGCUGACGAGGUUGCUCUGGGUCUGCUACAGCCUGAAUGAGUCACAAAUGCAGUAUUGCUGUGUGAGUGACAAACAGCCGUGUGUGUGUGUGUGUGUGUGUGUGUGUGUGUGUCUGCGCAUGCGUGCAAGUGUGUGUCUGCGCAUGCGUGCAAGUGUGUCUGAGCAACUAAAUCUCUUUCCAUAUUUAAGAAAAAAAGAAUGAAGUGCUGCAGGGGAAACGUAUGAAAAGACAGGUGCUCCGUGGGCAUGAAUGAUACAGAUUCAAAGAAAGGGUUUCACAUUAGUUGUUAAGUAAUUCAUGUGCAUCCUAUAAAAUAUAAACAAUAGCUAGACCUGUCACAGGCCUGAAAUUUUAGCUGGCAGACACCAUUUCAGUAAUUGUUAUUAACAACAUAGUUAUCUUUCUUGGUUAACUGUACUGAAGUGCAAGCUUAAGGUGCCCAAAUGAUGAGCUGUCCUGCUUUCCAGCUGUUGAUGCUUUCAGACAACUGAUAGAGCUUCAGUUCAGAUAAACAAACAUUGCUCACUACUGCCCUCUACAGGUAUUACUAGCAAACAUCAAAUAAACAAACGUUACUCACCGCCGCCCUCUAAAGGUGUUAUUAAACAUCAAAUAUACAAACAUUACUCACAGCCGCCCUCUAAAGGUGUUAUUA